AUGAAAUUUCUCCAUUCUUUGCAAAAUGCCCUUUGUGAUAUUGGUGAUAGUGUUAGCAUCAUGCCUUACUCCGUUUUCAAGAAACUUAAUUUAGGUGAGCUUUUUGCAACCAACAUGACCCUUCAAUUGGUCGACCGUUCUAUUAAGUUCCCAAAAGGUAGAAUCGAGGAUGUGCCCCUCAAAAUAGGAGAGUUCACUAUUCCCGUAGAUUUCAUUGUGCUUGAGAUUGAGGAAGAUGACAACAUUCCUAUCAUUUUAGGGAGGCCAUUCUUAGCAACUUCGGGUGCUUUAAUAGAUGUGAAAGAUGGCAUGAUUACUUUGUGUGGUGGUGAUAGUAAGGAGAGUUUUAAGCUCCAGUCAAUGCAUGAGUCUCUAUCUUAUGUGCAAGGAAUUAUGUACAUAAACUCUUUGUGUUCGAAUGCUAAUGAUUUUAUAUUUGUGUCUUCUACUAACAAUAUGCUUGUAGCUUGUGAUGUUCCUAAAAGUGUUGAACGCAAGGUUGUUACUAAAGAAGACAAGGAUUUAUCAAAGCUUGAAGAUGAGUUUGAGAUGCCCUUUUGGUUUGAUCUUUCUUUGAAGGAAGAUUAA
Chenopodium quinoa (quinoa) is the source of this 588-nucleotide messenger RNA. RefSeq lists its product as uncharacterized. The record is from RefSeq and is a predicted model, not a curated record. Bases 1 to 588 code for a protein of 195 amino acids. Lineage: Eukaryota; Viridiplantae; Streptophyta; Magnoliopsida; Caryophyllales; Amaranthaceae. The transcript has a single exon.